AUGCAGUCGGACGGAAAGGACAAGAGCGCGAACCCCAUGCGCGAGCUGCGCAUCCAGAAGCUCGUGCUGAACAUCAGUGUCGGCGAGUCUGGUGACAGACUUACCCGUGCUGCUAAGGUGCUCGAGCAGCUGAGCGGUCAGACUCCUGUCUACAGCAAGGCCCGCUACACUGUCCGUACCUUCGGUAUCCGUCGUAACGAAAAGAUUGCCGUCCACGUUACCGUCCGUGGCCCCAAGGCUGAGGAGAUCCUCGAGCGUGGUCUCAAGGUCAAGGAGUACGAGCUCAGAAAGAAGAACUUCUCCGAGACCGGCAACUUCGGCUUCGGUAUCAGCGAGCACAUCGAUCUCGGCAUCAAGUACGACCCUGGUAUCGGUAUCUACGGUAUGGACUUCUACUGCUGCAUGACCCGCCCUGGUGAGCGUGUUGCCAAGCGCCGCCGCUGCAAGUCUCGUGUCGGUACCAACCACCAGAUCAACCAGACCGAGACCAUCAAGUGGUUCAAGAACCGCUUCGACGGCAUUGUCCGGUAA
Aspergillus clavatus NRRL 1 is the source of this 531-nucleotide messenger RNA. RefSeq names its product 60S ribosomal protein uL5. The transcript is spliced from 3 exons. The record is from RefSeq and is a predicted model, not a curated record. Bases 1 to 531 code for a protein of 176 amino acids. Gene Ontology annotation, biological process: translation. NCBI's taxonomy places the organism in Eukaryota, Fungi, Ascomycota, Eurotiomycetes, Eurotiales, Aspergillaceae. Gene Ontology annotation, cellular component: ribosome; cytosolic large ribosomal subunit. Gene Ontology annotation, molecular function: structural constituent of ribosome; RNA binding.